UUUUGUUUAUAAAAGAUGGGUGGGUUUUAGUUUGGUUCCAUUCCAAGAAUCCAUCUGAAUAACAAAAACAUGGUUGCUUUGGUACCUCAAGAAAAUAUGGUUGCUUUGGUAUCUCGCACUGGCAGGCAUUUGCAGCGAUACAGCAAAGGUCGUCGCCAAGUUGUAGGAUGUAUUCCAUACAGAUAUAAAACUUCCAAGCAGACUCCCUCAAAGCAUGAUGCACCAGAACUAGAAGUUCUUGUCAUUACUUCACAAAAGGGCAAAGGAAAGCUCUUUCCAAAGGGAGGAUGGGAAAUAGAUGAAUCCAAGGAAGGGGCAGCCUCCCGAGAGACGCUAGAGGAAGCAGGAGUAAGAGGACUCAUUGGGGGUGAACUGGGUAAAUGGAGCUUCAAGAGCAAAAGCCAUGAUGCUUACUAUGAAGGUUACAUGUUCCCUUUACUUGUUCAGGAGCAGUUAGAUUUCUGGCCAGAGAAGAAUCUCAGACGAAGGAUUUGGAUGAGUGCUCAAGAAGCAAGAGAAGUUUGCCAGCAUUGGUGGAUGAAAGAAGCCUUGGAUAUAUUAGUAAAUCGUCUAACAUCUCAGCAACAAAAUCAAGACCAAGAAUUAGAUCAUGUUCUUAAAGCUAGGAGGGAAAAUCUGAUGGCAUGUAUGUAGAAAAAAAAAGUAUUUAAGGACUUUUGACAAGAAGGAUUUAGGCAGAGCUUUUGACAAGCAAGAAAAAUUGACACCUGAAAAGAACUGGUUCUUGUUUUGUUGGAAGUCCCAGUUCCAGAGCUUUUGUUACAAUUAAUCAUCUCGGUUGAGGCCAAAUCUGGGCGAGGUUGUUUCUAAUAAUAAGAGGUUCCAUUUUCAUUUUUGGUAAA
Molecule: messenger RNA, 863 nt
Organism: Prunus avium (sweet cherry)
Lineage: Eukaryota; Viridiplantae; Streptophyta; Magnoliopsida; Rosales; Rosaceae
Product: nudix hydrolase 18, mitochondrial
Cellular component (GO): cytoplasm; nucleus
Molecular function (GO): pyrophosphatase activity
Source: RefSeq, a predicted model, not a curated record